AUGUUUACGUUAAAUAACCACCUGGAAUUGAGACGCGUAACUAUAUCUAGUUUACUCACAUGCAUUUAUUUACCGAGUAUAAUAAGUGUGAUCUCCUAUAAAGGUAUAUUGUAUUCCGUAGGAAGCGGUUCAUCAUUUUAUAUUUUGGUGCUAAUAUUCAUAGCAGAACUGAUAAAAUCAUUCUAUCUUAGUUCUAACAAUGAAAUCCAAUCAAAGAAGAAUAAGGCGAAGAUCAGAGUGAGUGACAUACUGAAGGCUUUUGGCUUCUUGCUGGGUGUAACGUUUUGUUUUUUUCUCGGAAUAAUUUUGUUUGGGGCGCCUGUCUUAGACAAACACGAAGAGACAUUAAUGUUAUCCAGUUUACUCACGUUAUUGUCAGUGUUUCCCUUAGUAGCCCACACUGGUGUUGAAUUAGCAAUGCAACUUUUAUUUGGAGUAAAACAUUUUUCAAAAGAUACAAUAAUUGCGAUGUUGGUGAAUAACGCGUUACUGUGUGUAUGCGGAGCCUGGAUUGGGGCAGUUGUGAUACCUUUGGACUGGAACACUCCAUGGCAACAGUGGCCUAUACCAUGCUAUCUUGGAGCUAUUGGUGGAUAUCUCUUAUCAAAUGUUAUGACUGUAUUAAAAGUGACAAUGAUGUCUGCGAGUCAUAAAUAUAAAUUUCUUAAUUUCUUUGUAAAUAUAAUUAAUAAAUUACAUGUUUCCAAGUAA
Molecule: messenger RNA, 711 nt
Organism: Pieris macdunnoughi
Lineage: Eukaryota; Metazoa; Arthropoda; Insecta; Lepidoptera; Pieridae
Source: the annotation of a GenBank genome assembly